AUGGAUAGCUUAAGUGAAUUUCCCGACGCACUGCUCUUGAGUAUAUUGUCUUUUCUUCCUGCGAAAGAUGUCGUGGCCACCAUGGUUUUGUCCAAACGAUGGCAACCGCUUUGGAAGAUGGUGCCAAGACUCAUAUAUGAUGAUGACAGCGAUAAAAGUUUUCCUCGGUUUGUGGACAGGUCUUUGCUUUUGCAUGAGGCACCAGUGAUAGAAAGUUUGCAUUUCAAACUUGGUGAAGAUUCUGGUGCAGUUGAUAUCGGAGUAUGGACCAGAACUGCACUUAAACGCUGUGUGCGUAAACUGAUUAUCAAGACGGACUGUUGUAUUAACAGUACAGCUCCAGUGAUACUUCCAAGGAGUGUGUACACAGGGUGCAGCAUGCUUGUGAGAUUGAAACUAAAGAAAGUGGUUCUUUUGGAUGUUACUUCUCCAAUCUCUUUCCCAUGUCUCAAGAAACUGAGCCUUAAAUGUGUGAAAUACCCAAGUGACGAGUUUUUCGGGAGGCUUUUAUCUACUUGUCCUGUUCUUGAAAGCUUGGUUGUGAGACACUGUCCAGAUGACAAUGUGACCAUUUUCACCAUAAAAGUCCCUUCUCUCAAGAGUUUAGUCAUGACUAAUUAUUCAGAUUCGGAAAAUACAGAUAUUGUCUCUGGGUUUAUGGUAGACACUCCUUCUUUAGAGAACUUUGACAUUCUUGACAGUUAUGAGGGUGGGUUUUGUGUUAUUGAGAAUGAAAUGCCUAAUAUUGUAGAGGCAUAUGUUGACGUCGCUUAUCAUCCUGGGAAUAUUCUGAGUUCUAUUACUUCAGUCAAGCAUCUCUUUUUAUGUAAUAGAAAAUCCCCAAAGGAUGCAUAUCCUGUUGGUAAAGUCUUCUGCUCUCUUGUGUAUUUAAAGAUUUGGAAAUCUAAAACAGAUUGGUUGAGUCUACUUAUGCGUUUUCUCAAAGAUUCCCCUAAUUUACGAGCUCUCAAACUUGAAACGAAGGCAACUAUCUCCACUGAAUCAACCGACGACCCUAACAAGAAACUCGAGAUGGUUAAGGAGUUGUCGUUGUUUCCCCGGCGUUCACCUACAUGUCAGCUUGCAUUCGACUAA
Camelina sativa (false flax) is the source of this 1095-nucleotide messenger RNA. The record is from RefSeq and is a predicted model, not a curated record. NCBI's taxonomy places the organism in Eukaryota, Viridiplantae, Streptophyta, Magnoliopsida, Brassicales, Brassicaceae.